AAGGAUAACAAGAGUGAUGCCAUUACUGAAGAUGGCAUUGAAGACGCUUUUGAUGUGAUCGCAGAGCUCCAGGAGUCAGUUCGCACCGGUCUAUGGAUUGGCGACUGUUUUAUAUACACGAAUGGAGUGAAUCGACUCAAUUAUUUUGUCGGCGGAGAGAUCGUUACGAUCGCACACUUAGACCGAACAAUGUAUUUAUUGGGUUAUAUUCCCCGUGAAAACCGUCUCUAUUUGGGUGAUAAAGAGCUGAAUAUCGUAUCGUAUUCUCUGUUGUUAUCUGUAUUGGAAUACCAAACGGCAGUCAUGAGGACUGACUUCGAGGCCGCCGAUCAGAUCCUGCCCUCAAUUCCUAAGGAGCAGAGGACACGAGUCGCUCACUUCCUGGAGAAACAGGGCUUCAAAGCGCAGGCAUUGGCUGUAUCUACAGAUCCGGAGCAUAGAUUUGAUUUAGCGGUUCAAUUGAGUGACACGAAGAUUGCAUUCCAGUUGGCAUUAGAGGCACAAAAUGAGCACAAAUGGAAACAAUUGGCAGAACUGGCCAUCUCUUUGGCUCAGUUUGAUUUGGCCCAACAGUGUCUCCAUAACGCCCAAGACUUC
Molecule: messenger RNA, 597 nt
Organism: Oppiella nova
Lineage: Eukaryota; Metazoa; Arthropoda; Arachnida; Sarcoptiformes; Oppiidae
Source: the annotation of a GenBank genome assembly